Molecule: messenger RNA, 1948 nt
Organism: Adelges cooleyi (spruce gall adelgid)
Lineage: Eukaryota; Metazoa; Arthropoda; Insecta; Hemiptera; Adelgidae
Exons: 3
Coding region: 214-909 (231 amino acids)
Source: RefSeq, a predicted model, not a curated record
AUUAUUAUACAGCAUUGGCAUACGAUCUCGCGUACCCGUCGUACACACAUUACUGUGGUGGUCCCUUAAAAUUGUUGGUUAUUAUUUAUUUACUUUACUCGAGUGAUCGAGCGCUCAAACUAAGCGAUUCGUGUGAUUGUUUUUUUCUUUGUGGUCAUUAAUUUUACUUGAGCAAAGACGGUAGAGUACAAAAAGUAGCCCUUAAUAUACACAAUGCUGCGCGAAAUUAUGCUGUUGUGUUUGUGCUACGGUUUGUUGGACCGCACGUCCGCCGAAGAGUCAACCGCGGGUUCCUUUCCUUCGGUGUACGAACACUGUGGCAAUUUACAAGUACAAGAGCACAUCCAAUUGAGAAUGAUUGCUGGCACAUGGUAUGUAAUCGAAAUUUUACAACACAAGACGGACGUUAAGUUAUACAGAGGCGACACGAUAGACAUGGAGUCGUGUCCCCACGUGUACAUGGAGUUCGAUGGACUGGCCACUGAACUAAAAAUGUUUUGGUAUGAAGAAGCAGUCGACGUAGAAUAUACAUUUAAAAUAUAUGACAGAAUGGCAUCUCCCGGUUACUGGGUAUCUGCCGGAGCCCAAAACGUGUCUCUAAAAGAAAACGGAAAAUACAACCAGUUUGCAGGGUCGGUCCACGUCAGGAAAGCAGUUAGCGACCACUUGGUUUUGACCUUUUGUUCGCCCAACAGUGAACUGUACAGUGUGAUCUUGGCCAGAGAAAAAUGGCUGCACAUCAACGACCUGAGAAGUAUUACAAACCAAAUGAACAGACUUAAGCUGCCAAUCACACAGACAAAGAGAGCUUGCCGCAACUCCUCUUCGACAAUUCAAAGUGCAUUCUGGCUAAUGGCGGCUUUUGGUUUAGGUCAUUUCCUCAUUAACCGCUUCAAACAACUCGUCUGAAUUUUUUUCUUUAAUUUUACAACAACAAUAAAAAUAGUUUGUCAGUUAUUUUUCUUAUGAUAUAAAAAGUCUUCAUAUCCUACUUAACGAUAACAUAAAACUCUUAGGUUUAUAAUAUUGUCGACUGCAACCUAUGUUUUGGUUUAAACAUGAGCAAUAAUCGAAUAAUUCAAUAAAAAUAAUCGAAAAAGGAUAACUUUAUGUGCUUGUCCAUUAUUCAAGGCUUUUUUCUUAACCUUCUAUCAGUCGCACGGUUUCCAGCCACUCUUAAAUUAAGUGUAUUUUUCACGUGAGUCACACAAACUACAUAAUGUGACUGGUGUAGUGUGUACACUUUUACCUCAAUUAAAGAUUAAACCACCCAAGUAUUCUUGGUAGCCUGCCGGGUCUUCAGUAUUCUUUAGAAGAAAUUUAAGUACAUUUUGAUGAGGAAAAAAUUAAUUUCAACAAUAUUUCGUGUUCUACAAUCAAAAACCACCUAGAAAAACAAUGUCGCUUACUUUUUUUGGCCUAGUAUCAUCAAAAUGAACCGUUCACGUAUGUCAUUUUUACACGAGUAUAACUUCUUAUGUUUCCAUUUCUUUGAACGGCCAAUGCAGACAAGCAAAUAUCGUUACCUAUCUUUAAGAAUAUGCGAUUAUGUUUUAUUACCAACCCAGCAAUAAUACAUAAUUAUUUUUGGAAAAGCUUUUGUUUUUUAAUUUCCCCUUACCAAAACAACAAAUUUUCUCUUAAACAAUUUAGAUUUUAAGUACCUACCUAACUGAUUUAUUUUUUUCGAAUAUAAUUUUAUUGUAUACCUAUGUAUGUAUAGAGAACAAAAUAUAUACUUUUGCUUAAUUUUCUAGAUCUCUGUAAUUUUUAAAUAGCAAUAACGCUAUAUCGCAUAAUAUGCAAUUAUUGUUCAUACUCAAAAUAGUUUUACGUUAGAACGAUGGCGUGAUUUUCGCAUGUUCGUUUUAAAAAAAAUGUCUUAUCUUUUUAAAUGUAUAAAACAAUGAUUAAGCCUAAGGAAAAAAUCAAAAUGUGUAUUGUAUUA